Hansenula ciferrii is the source of this 1629-nucleotide messenger RNA. RefSeq lists its product as uncharacterized. Bases 1 to 1629 code for a protein of 542 amino acids. Gene Ontology annotation, biological process: L-cysteine transport; transmembrane transport. The transcript has a single exon. Gene Ontology annotation, cellular component: membrane. Gene Ontology annotation, molecular function: L-cysteine transmembrane transporter activity. NCBI's taxonomy places the organism in Eukaryota, Fungi, Ascomycota, Saccharomycetes, Phaffomycetales, Wickerhamomycetaceae. The record is from RefSeq and is a predicted model, not a curated record.
AUGACUCAAAAAAGUGAAAGUAAGAGUUCAGCUGAGCUUGAUCAUAAAAAUGAUCAAAAAGUUGGUGUUAAACAUAUAGUUGAUGGUAUUACAAGUGAUGAAGAUGAUCAAAUAAUCACUGAAAAACAUGCAGAUGUUACAUUAAAGUUAUUUGAAGAAUAUGAAGCAUCAGCAGGUGAAUUAACACCUGAAUUAGAACGUCGUAUUAAAUGGAAAUUAUGGACAAUAAUUUUACCAAUUGUAUUUUUCGUUAAUUUUAUGUUAUUUUUGGAUAAAAAUGCAAUGGGGUAUGCUUCAUUAUUAGGUUUAUUUGAAGAUGCUGAUUUAGAUCAACAAAAAUAUAAUGAUUUACAAACAAUUUUCUAUGCAGGUUAUAUUUUAUUUCAAUUACCAAGUCAUUGGGCUUUCCAAAAAUUUAAAUUAUCUCAUUAUAUAAGUGCUGUUACUGUUGUUUGGACUAUAACUACAUUUACCACAUUAUCAGUUAAAGAUUUUGGACAUCUUGCAGCUAUUAGAUUUUUUUUAGGUGCAUUUGAAAGUGGUGUUACAGCUGCAAUUCAACAUACUAUUGCAAUGUGGUUUACACCAGCGGAACAAGCUAUUGUUAAUCCAAUUUUUUGGAUUUCUUGUAUUGCUCAAGGUAUACCAGGUGGGUUAACUGCAUAUGGUACACAAUUUGUUCCUAGUAUAUCACCAUGGAAAGUUUAUUGGAUAAUUAUUGGUGGGUUAAGUGCAAUUUUAUCAAUUUCAAGUUUUUUCUUUUAUCCAGAUAAUCCUGCAACUUAUAAAUAUUUUACUGUUCAAGAACGUAUUCAUGUUAUCAAGAGAAUUAAAGCAGCUACACAUUCAUCAAUUGAACAGAAAACUUUUAAAAAAGCUCAAGCUAUAGAAGGUUUAAAAGAUCCUAUUACAUGGUUAUUUGGUAUUUAUGUAUUUUUAUCAAUGCUUUGUAAUAAUAUUAGUUUCCAAUCUGCAAUUAUUUAUAAAAAUUUAGGAUUUUCAAAUUUAAAUUCUACAUUAGUUUCAGUUGCAUCAUCAGGCUGGACUACAAUUGCAUCCAUUUGGGGUUCACUUUGUUUAGUUUAUUUUAGAACUCAAAGUGCACAUGUUGGUACUUUUUUCGCUUUAAUAGCAUUAUUAGGUGGAAUAAUUGCAGUUGCUAUACCAUUUCGUUAUAAUUAUGGUAUAUUAGCAGGUAUUUUUUUAACAAAUUCUAAUGCAAAUACAUUUAUUAUGGCAUUUUCAUGGUCACAAUCAAGUGCGGCAGGUUAUUCUAAGAGAUUAAUAAGAACAGUUAUUUGGUCAGUUUUCUAUGGUGCUUCAAAUUUAGCUGCUCCACAAAUAUGGAAAGCUAAGGAUAAACCACGUUAUAGACCUGCUUGGAUCAUCAUGAUUAUAUGUUCAUGGUUCUUAGCACCAUUGAUUUUACAAGUUAUUAGAUUUAUCUUAGCAAGACGUAAUAAACAAAGACUUCAAUUGUUACAAGAUAUUAAAGAUGGUAAAAUUGAAGAUCCACAUGGAUUUAUUACAAGUAUUGAUGAAGAAGGUAAUAAAAUCAAGACUGAAGUUGAUGUUUCAAUGUUAGAUUUAACAGAUUGGGAGAAUAAAAAGUUUAUAUAUCCUUUAUAG